Molecule: messenger RNA, 858 nt
Organism: Laccaria bicolor S238N-H82
Lineage: Eukaryota; Fungi; Basidiomycota; Agaricomycetes; Agaricales; Hydnangiaceae
Exons: 1
Coding region: 1-858 (285 amino acids)
Cellular component (GO): extracellular region
Molecular function (GO): hormone activity
Source: RefSeq, a predicted model, not a curated record
AUGUUGCCGUCAGGGUGUUUGAGGUUGAGAUUGAAGGUGCCGCGGGGGAUGUCACCAUCAGGGUGUUUGACAUUGAAAUUGAAGGUGCCGCGGGGGAUGUCACCGUCAGGGUGUUUGAGGUUGAGAUUGAAAGCGCCGCGGAGGAUGUCGCCGUCGGGGUGUUUGAGGUUGAGAUUGAAGGUGCUGCGGGGGAUGUCUCCGUCGGGGUGUUUGACAUUGAAAUUGAAGGUGCCGCGGGGGAUGUCUCUGUCAGGGUGUUUGUCAUUAAAAUUGAAAGCACUGCGAAGGAUGUUGCCGUCAGGGUGUUUGAGGUUGAGAUUGAAGGUGCCGCGGGGGAUGUCACCAUCAGGGUGUUUGACAUUGAAAUUGAAGGUGCCGCGGGGGAUGUCACCGUCAGGGUGUUUGAGGUUGAGAUUGAAAGCGCCGCGGGGGAUGUCGCCGUCGGGGUGUUUGACAUUGAAAUUGAAGGUGCUGCGGGGGAUGUCUCCGUCGGGGUGUUUGACAUUGAAAUUGAAGGUGCUGCGGGGGAUGUCUCCGUCGGGGUGUUUGUCAUUGAGAUUGAAAGCACCGCGGAGGAUGUCGCCGUCGGGGUGUUUGAGGUUGAGAUUGAAGGUGCUGCGGGGGAUGUCUCCGUCGGGGUGUUUGAGGUUGAGAUUGAAGGCGCCGCAGGGGAUGUCUCCGUCGGGGUGUUUGACAUUGAAAUUGAAGGUGCUGCGGGGGAUGUCUCCGUCAGGGUGUUUGUCAUUAAAAUUGAAAGCACCACGGAGGAUGUUGCCGUCGGGGUGUUUGAGGUUGAGAUUGAAGGCAUUGUCGGCAAUGGCCCCAUCAGGGUGUUUGACAUUGAAAUUGAAAACAUGA